Dichotomopilus funicola is the source of this 1632-nucleotide messenger RNA. RefSeq lists its product as uncharacterized. Lineage: Eukaryota; Fungi; Ascomycota; Sordariomycetes; Sordariales; Chaetomiaceae. The transcript is spliced from 3 exons. Gene Ontology annotation, biological process: protein refolding; response to heat. Bases 1 to 1632 code for a protein of 543 amino acids. Gene Ontology annotation, cellular component: cytoplasm. The record is from RefSeq and is a predicted model, not a curated record. Gene Ontology annotation, molecular function: ATP binding; heat shock protein binding.
AUGAGCGCGAGUAUCCUUCCUAAAGCCGCCCUCCCGGCGCGGCAACUCUCGCCUGCCCAGAUAUGCCGUCGUCAGCGGCUCAGGAGCUGCGCGGCUCGUUCGGUGCCGUCAGCCUCCUACUCUAUCAUCAUGUCGAAGCCGGCGUGUGCCCGCCCAUCACCUGGGCUGCGCGCCGCACCCUCAUUUACCCCUCAAAAGCCUCAGCAGGUCUAUUUCCACACGACCCGGCCACUAUUAGCAACCCCCCGGGAUCCGUACGGUGCCCUAGGCGUCAACAAGAACGCCUCCGCGGCCGAGAUUAAGAAGGCAUACUACGGUUUGGCGAAAAAGUACCACCCAGACACCAACAAGGACCCAACCGCCAAGGACAAAUUUGCCGAGAUCCAGUCCGCCUAUGAGAUUUUGUCGGAUUCCAAGAAACGCGAGCAGUUUGACCAGUUUGGCGCAGCUGGAUUCGACCCGAAUGGGCAGCCUGGUGAAGGUGGUCAUCCGUUUGGAGGCGGACACCCCUUCAGUGGGUUCGGCGGCGCGAGUGGUUUCGGCGGUGGUGGAUUUGGGGCGAACAUCAACUUCGACGAUCUCUUUUCGGCGUUUACGGGCGGGACGGGACCCUUUGGCGGGCGUGGGAAACGUGGUGGUGCCGGAGGGUUUGGAACGCAGAUCCUGCAGGGUGACAACGUGGAGGUGCGAGUGACGUUGUCGUUUGCGGAGGCGGCCAAGGGCGUCAGCAAGACCAUCACCACCAUGCCGUUGGUGACAUGCACGACGUGUAGCGGCAAUGGCCUGAAGCCAGGCACCAAGCGGUCGCAGUGCGGUGUGUGUGACGGAACGGGCACCCGUGUACACCAGAUGUCCGGGGGAUUCCAUAUGGCCAGCACCUGUUCGGCUUGCGAAGGCACCGGCUCGACAGUCCCACGCGGAGCCGAAUGCCGCUCGUGCCAUGGUGACGGAGUGGUGCGCGAACGAAAGACCGUUACCGUCGACAUCCCAGGCGGCAUCGAAGAUGGCAUGCAGCUGCGCGUCCCUGGUGCCGGCGAUGCACCGGCCACCGGCCGCGUGACCGGCAGCGUGCGUGCUACCUCCGGCGACCUUUUUGUUCACAUCAAAGUUGCACGCGAUCCGCAGUUCAGCCGUGAGGGAUCGGACAUCCUGUACACAGCCACGAUCCCGCUGACAACGGCUAUCCUUGGCGGUGACGUGGUGAUCCCGACCCUUGAUGGCGACGCCAAGGUGCGCGUCACCACAGGUACCAACACUGGCGACAAGAUGACCCUCUCCGGCAAGGGUAUGCCCAAGCUCAACGCCCGGCGCGGCCGCAUGGGUGAUCUUAAGGUCGAGUUCCGCGUCGCCUUGCCCAAGUACCUGUCAUCGAACCAGCGCGCCCUCGUUGAGAUGCUCGCGGAUGAGAUGGGCGACAAAACGGCGAAGCGGAUUAUGAACCUACACAGGAAUCCAACCGAUGAUAACGACCCUGAGGCCCACAAGAAUGAGGGUUUCCUCAAGAAUCUCUGGCACAACCUUACGAACCACCCUGCCCACCAACAGAAUCCCCAGGACGACAGCACCGCCGACAAGAAAUCCGAUGACGACAAGAACAACAAGCAAUCUGGUUCCGGCUCCGGCUCGUCUUAA